Molecule: messenger RNA, 1005 nt
Organism: Rotaria sordida
Lineage: Eukaryota; Metazoa; Rotifera; Eurotatoria; Philodinida; Philodinidae
Source: the annotation of a GenBank genome assembly
AUGAAUUAUGAACAUGGCUGGCGGUAUCGAACGUGUUCAUUUCAAAAUAUUUGUUAUGAUAAAUCAAAGCAAUUAUUUCAUUUUUAUCAACAUCCGAAUUCUUCUAGAAAACCCAUCUUGUUUGAACCCAAACGAGGUCAUCUGUAUGAUUUUCACUUCAAUAAUCAUGGUUUUGUCAAUCUUGUUGCUCGUGCCAGUCGAUACGAAUCAUGGGGCCCGACAAUUGUUGAUGAUCUAAUACCAAUAGUUAAUGUGACCAAAUUAAUUCAACCUCAUGUUCUCUUUUUACAUUGGCAUGUCAAACGAUUCAAUCCAGGACAUGUUAUUUGGGAAGAUAUUUUGGCACCUUUUCUCACAAUGGUUCGUCUUAGCGAAUAUAAACAUAAACAAGCUGUUUUAAUGGAAUAUAAAAAUUUUCCACCAGCUGAUUCGAAAUUUCGUAAACUUUACAAUGAAUUAGUACCUUCAUAUGCAGCCAAAGUUGUCUCUCUCGAUGACUACAUGAAUAGUUUCCCAACUCCGUUGGUUUGUUUCAAAAACGUGAUGGCCGGUGGUGGUACAGCUAUGUUUUCGCUUGAUCGAGAACAUUUCACUCAUGGCAAAGAAAGAAUGUUGUAUGAUUAUCGAAAUGCCAUUUUAAUUCAUCAUGGUGUUGAUUUAAGUCAGCCACCGACAAGUCAUCGAAUAGUAUUGGUCAAUAAAACUGAAACCAAUCGAGAAAGUACAAGAGGAAUUAGAAAUCUUCUAGAAGUUGAACGAUUUCUUCGACAAACAUAUCCUCGGAUCAAAAUUGAUGUCAUUAAUUGGAAAGGAAUGGCAUUUCGAGAUCAAAUGCAUGAACUACAUUCGACAACCGUGUUAAUCACACCAUGUGGAGGUGUCUCGUCUACAGUGCCAUUUCUCCCCAAAGGUGCACAUGCAAUUAUUAUGGAUUAUUAUGUGAACAAGGCUGCCUACAUACCGGGAGAAAUGUGGAAAGUGGCUGGUCUAUCAUCAGUGUCAUAA